This is a messenger RNA of Salvia splendens (bonfire salvia), 966 nucleotides long. RefSeq lists its product as uncharacterized. The transcript is spliced from 4 exons. The record is from RefSeq and is a predicted model, not a curated record. The coding region runs from base 1 to 966 and encodes 321 amino acids. Gene Ontology annotation, molecular function: nucleic acid binding. NCBI's taxonomy places the organism in Eukaryota, Viridiplantae, Streptophyta, Magnoliopsida, Lamiales, Lamiaceae.
AUGGGGCAUCAAGAGUACUCCUCAGAAUUCAAGAACCAAGUGGUUCAAUUCAUCAUCGGAAGGUGCGUCGGCAUUGUUCCUCCUCGCGGCACACUUAAGGAGGCACAACUCAAAUUCAAAAUCUCCCGUCAAACAUGUACACGAUGGUGGAAUGCUGCAAAGAAACAACAACAAAGAGGACAAUCAAUGCAAUUGCUAGACAGGAUCUUGAACAAGAUCAAGUUCAGGAACAUGUACAACACCAUACACAUUGAUGAAAAGUGGCCCUUGUUUGGUGUUAAUGGUGAAGUCUUGUUUGAUGGAAAAAUUGGAAUUUUUCCAUUUACCAAACAAGUUCCUGCCAAAAGGUCAAGCAAGAACAGAAUGGCAUGCACUUUGGAGACAAAACCCAUAGAGAGUAUCACAAAAGAUGUGACCAGGGACAGCUUGAUCAACAAGAUAUUACCUGCCAUCAAAGCCAAGUGGCCCGAUGGGGCAACUAAAGUUCUCAAGAUACAACAAGACAAUGCAAGACCACACAUCAAAGACAAUGAUCCAGCUUUCAAAGAAGCUGCACAACAAAGUGGUUUCUCAAUAUCACUUGUGCAACAACCACCUAACUCACCUGACACUAAUGUCAAUGAUUUGGGUUGGUUCCGAGCAAUACAAUCACUGCAAACUCAGACUGCAUGCAAAAAUGUGGAUGAUUUAGUGAAUGCAGUGGUGCAAUCAUUCAAUGAAUUACAGCCACAGACUUUGGACAAUGUUUUCCUAAGUCUUCAUGGAUGUUUCAUGGAAAUCAUGAAAGUUCAGGGGCAUAACACAUACAAACUGCCCCACAUGGGGAAAGCACAUUUAAGGAGGACUAAUCAACUUCCAAAGGAUCUAGAAGUUCCAGUGGAGCUGGCUAUGCAAGCAAUUGCUUACAUGCGGGACCAAGGGAGCAACGAGGGAUUGGAGCUGAUUGCUCAGUCAUUAGGAUUAUGA